Pocillopora verrucosa is the source of this 2106-nucleotide messenger RNA. The record is from RefSeq and is a predicted model, not a curated record. Lineage: Eukaryota; Metazoa; Cnidaria; Anthozoa; Scleractinia; Pocilloporidae.
UCGCUCAUGUUGUCAAGAUAUUAGUACUGAAAACAAUCACCAACUGCUGUCUUUUUUAGCACUACCCUACAUCUUAGAACUGACAGGGCUUUGAAUUUACUUAGAAAUACUAUCUUGUUGCAGCGAUACGACAAUGAAAGUGAUCAAGACAAUGGAAUCAAACCACAUGAAAGGUUUACACCGAUGGAUCUGCUGAAUUGCCUCAACCGAAAGCAUAUAAAACUUGGAAUGGUUGUGGACUUCACUAACACUUACAGAUAUUAUAAUUACAGGGAGCUCUCUGACCAUGGCAUACUUCAUUGCAAGAUCAAAUGUGUUGGAAAAGAAAUUCCAGAUGAAAAUGUGGUAACAAGGUUUAAGACUGAGGUCUGCAGCUUUCUGGAUAAGAGGAGUAACUCAGAUGCUGUUGUUGGGGUCCACUGUACUCAUGGUCUAAACAGAAGUGGUUAUGUAGUUUGUAGAUAUCUUAUUGAAUGCAGAGGAUACACCCCUGAAGAGGCUAUCAAAGCAUUUAAUAAAGCUCGAGGACAUGAUAUGGAGCGUGAGAAUUACCUGGAGGAUCUUCAUAAAAAAAUCCCCGAAUUCGAUUUCACGUCUUUCGUUCGUGUUGGGGAUAACCGGAAACAGGACGAAAUUCAAUUUGACAGACCAAGACAUCUCCAUACCAACUCAAGAUAUGCCUCAAGGAACGACGCAUUUGAAGAGAACAAAACAAACUCGAGAUCUUCUAACUACAUCAGGGGAAGUACAAGUGGUUACAACGACUUCAGAUCGCGUUAUCAACAAGUCGAUCGUUAUCAACCUACAGGCACCCCAACCCAACGUAGACAUUACACGGAAAGGAGGUUUAGAAGCGAACGACACAGGGAAGAUGAUCAUGAUACUUAUUCUCGCUACGAUGAUUCUAAUAGAACUUAUUAUAAUCCUGAACGUGACCAUCGUAAUUAUCCCGAAAGGAAUUAUAAUGAUCACGGUGAUGGUUAUUUUUAUUCUGAUAAUUACUGUGAAUAUGGUAGGGAAUAUGAAACAUAUGCAAGCUCCAGUCGACCUAGAAGAAGUCGAGAGGACUCUUACAGGCGCGAUCACGUAAAGAGAACUUCCUUAGUUAGGGAUCGACCGAAGCCAUACACUCAGCGCAGAAAAUAACGUUCUUAAAACUAAAAGGUCAAGGUUCAUUAUUAUUUUUACUUCAAAGGGCUUAGAUGAUCUAGUGUGCCGUGAUGGGUUUCCUAAGUCAUGCCACCUUCACGAACGAUCAGAUUCAAAACUAGAACAUAGUUAGUAGAGGGGACUCUACUAACUAUGACUAACUAUGACUAGAAUCAAUCGCGACUUGUUUCCAUUCCUUUCAACCAGCUACAGGUAGUUGGUUCGUUGUUGCUUCCAGUCAUUAGGAUUACUUCUGCCAGACGACAGCCUUUUCGACAGCGCCCUAAGAUUCGUGUAUUGCAAGCUACCACAUUUUAAUCGAAAAAAAUUUUAAUCGCUCAGUUAUACCUUAAUAUUAGUCUUUUUACUUUAAACAGUUCCCAGUUUAGAAUAUAAGCUGAGUUUUUCAAUAGAAAACUGUCACGACGUUGAAAAUGAUUUUUUUAGUGCUAGUAAUAGGUGAGGACGCUUUGAUAUCUUAAGAUUUUAUGAUAUGUAUCUUAUACUUAGAGGUGGAGUGGAAAAUAUAGCUGAAAACCGACCAGAGUAAUUUUAUUUAAAUCUGUAUAAAUACGUUUUCAAAAGGAUUGGGUAUGAGAAAGAAAAAAGCUAACAACUAUUUUCCCUCUGAAACGCUAAAUUCUUUGGACAGAUGCAGUCACCCAGAUAAAAAGAGAAUCACUAAUUACGUCCUCAAGACAGUUUGAAAAAUUUACUUCUGGUCUACUUGCUCUGAUUUUGGUUAUUUAAAAACAAAGCUGACAUUUUAGAAGUGAUGGAACACUUAAAAACAUUUGAACAGAUGACACUGAAAUACAAACUGGCAAAAAAAUUACAGGCAACGUAGCUUUAUACAUUUGAAAUCAAUACUGAAAGGGCUGGUGUACUCACGAACAUGGAAAGCAGAGUAUUCUUUGACUAUUAUAUGUUUGAUUAUUAUUAAAAGUAAAUUACUAA